AUGACAUUGGCCCAUUGUCGUAUUCAACGCUUCAACAAUCAGUCAUGUGAAGUUGAUAAUGCAAAGUUUCGAAAACAACAAAGUCGAUUGUCUCUUUUCAUGAAAGGAGAAGCCAAACUUAAAUGUUAUAACUACGUGUGUGGAUCGUUGAUUUGGCUAAACCCCACCAUGGGAUCUGUAUCAGAGUUUUGUAAUCAUGAUGAAUUAAUGCUUUUAGUGUAG
Clunio marinus is the source of this 222-nucleotide messenger RNA. Lineage: Eukaryota; Metazoa; Arthropoda; Insecta; Diptera; Chironomidae. The record is from the annotation of a GenBank genome assembly.